This is a messenger RNA of Trifolium pratense (red clover), 829 nucleotides long. RefSeq names its product NDR1/HIN1-like protein 10. The transcript has a single exon. Gene Ontology annotation, biological process: defense response to other organism. The record is from RefSeq and is a predicted model, not a curated record. Lineage: Eukaryota; Viridiplantae; Streptophyta; Magnoliopsida; Fabales; Fabaceae. The coding region runs from base 163 to 807 and encodes 214 amino acids.
UCAAUGCUACUCUGUUCUCUACAUAUAUACUAUUGCAAAGAAAUCACCUAGAAAUUCUAAAACAACACACCAUACCCAAAAAUUCAUCAAUUUCCACCCUUUAAAAACAGACAACUUCAUUCCAUAAAAUUCAUCAUCACUCAAAAAAUCAACCUCACAAACAUGUGUUGCAGACCACAUUGGUUCUGGUGCUUAUAUUGCACAAUCUACGGAGUUAUGUUCUUUUUCAUGAUGUUCUCAAUCAUCUUCUGGAUAGUAAUCUCCCCCACAAGUGUGAAGUUCCAUGUAACUGACGCUACUCUCUCCGAGUUCAACCUCACGAACAACAACAACACCUUAUAUUACAAUUUCAAACUCAAUAUCACAGCACGAAACCCCAACAACAACAUAAUAGUCUAUUAUCGAAGAAUCACCGCAAUUGCUUGGUACAAAGACAACGAUUUCGGUUAUGUGAGUUUGACACCCUUUGAUCAAGGACACAAGAAUACCACUUUUCUUGGACCUAUAGAGUUUAAAGGGAAUACAAAGUUCAAACUUGGACGUAAACAACUUGACGAGUAUUUUGAAGAAACGCGUCUUGGGGUUUAUAAUGAUUUGGCUGUUGAUUUCGAUGUUCGAAUUAGAGCUAAAUUUGGAGGUUUUAAAAGUGGUCGUUUUAAUCCACCGGUUGUGCAGUGUCGUCGUUUGAGAGUUCCUUUAGUUUUUUCGUCCAAUGGAACUAACUCAUCAUGGACAUUUUCUUUUAGUAACAGAAGAUGUAGUAGUGGUUCUUUCUUUACAGAUCGUGAUGCAGAUGCAGGAGCUUAAUAUAUAUAUAUAACAAUGUGAA